Torulaspora globosa is the source of this 1056-nucleotide messenger RNA. It is a transcript of the gene LCP5, whose product is annotated as small subunit rRNA maturation protein LCP5. Bases 1 to 1056 code for a protein of 351 amino acids. The record is from RefSeq and is a predicted model, not a curated record. Lineage: Eukaryota; Fungi; Ascomycota; Saccharomycetes; Saccharomycetales; Saccharomycetaceae. The transcript has a single exon.
AUGUCAGAAUUGGAAUUGGCUCUGCAGAGUAUCAAAGACUCGCUGCAAAGUACUUCCGAGGCGUUGGAAAAGGUGCAACAGCUGUAUAAUUCGCAAGAUAAUGAUGCAGAGAAUGGCAACGCAGGAAAGUUGAAACUGCGAAUCCUUAAGGAGGGUCUCGCGACAGAUAGGGUCUCGUUACUAUCGCUGAAGAAUUGCAGCAUGCUCGCCUAUAUCAAUUCCCUGCUGCUGGUUGUGGGAGGCAAGCUAGAUACAUCCUGUAAGGACCCUACAGUCAAAGAAGGGCGUCAGAGAUCGAUUCAGCAUAGAGUUGUGUUGGAGCGUGGAGUGAAGCCGCUGGAGAAGAAACUUUCAUAUCAGUUGGAUAAAUUGACUCGAGCAUAUACCAGGAUGGAGAAAGAAUACGUAGAAGCAGAAAACAGAGCAUUGGCUAAAUCGCAAAGCAGCGUGGAUCAGGAAUCAAACGAUGAUGACUCCAGUGAUGAGGAACUUUCAUACAGGCCUAACGUCUCGAGUAGUCUUGCGGCAGGAACAAAAACAAAGAAACCAGCAGAACCUGUCGAGGAGGAGGAGGAAGCUAGUGCCGAGGGAGCUGUGUAUAAGCCACCCAAGAUUAGUGCUGUUUUGCCGCCGCAGCAGCUGCAUCAAUUCGAGGACAAGUUCAAUGCUCGCGACCACAGGGACAGGAGUGGGAGGUCACGGAUGCAAGCUAUGGAGGAGUACAUUAGAGAAUCUUCCGAUCAACCUAGCUGGGAGUCCUCUAUCGGUGCCAACAUCGUCACGCAUGGCAGAGGUGGCAUCAAGUCGCUGAGAGACACCGAGAAGGAGCGUGACAUCGCUAGAUAUGAAGAGGCCAACUUUGCCAGACUGAACCAUGGUACAAGCAAAGCGGACAAGAGGAAACAAAAGCAAAGAGAGAGGCAGAACCAGGCCAACGUGAUAGGUGGUGAAGAUUUCGGCAUAUUCAAUUCAAAGAGAAGGAUGGAGGACAGCACUUCACGGAGGAAUGCCAAGAGGUCGCGUAGUGCGUGGGACAGAGCUAAGAAGAAGCUAUAA